This is a messenger RNA of Culex pipiens pallens (northern house mosquito), 1286 nucleotides long. It is a transcript of the gene Arl1, whose product is annotated as ADP-ribosylation factor-like protein 1. NCBI's taxonomy places the organism in Eukaryota, Metazoa, Arthropoda, Insecta, Diptera, Culicidae. Gene Ontology annotation, molecular function: GTPase activity; GTP binding. The transcript is spliced from 4 exons. Gene Ontology annotation, cellular component: Golgi apparatus; cytoplasm. The record is from RefSeq and is a predicted model, not a curated record. Gene Ontology annotation, biological process: vesicle-mediated transport; intracellular protein transport. The coding region runs from base 138 to 680 and encodes 180 amino acids.
UUUUUCGUCGUAGUCACGGGUAGUUUUUCCUUUUGCCGGGGUGAGCAUUUAGAGGUGGCCGGAAUCCCGUAGCGCGGCAGAGUGGUUUCUAUUUCUCCGGGACAAAACAGGGCAGCAACUAAAAGAGAGGAAAAAAUAUGGGAGGACUGUUCAGCUACUUCCGGGGCCUGCUGGGGAACCGCGAGAUGCGGAUUCUGAUCCUGGGGCUGGACGGGGCCGGCAAGACGACGAUCCUGUACCGGCUACAGGUCGGCGAAGUGGUCACCACCAUUCCGACGAUCGGCUUCAACGUCGAGCAGGUCACAUACAAGAACCUCAAGUUCCAGGUGUGGGACCUGGGGGGACAGACCAGCAUAAGACCGUACUGGCGAUGUUAUUACAGCAACACAGACGCUAUCAUCUACGUAGUCGAUUCAGCAGAUAAGGAUAGGAUAGGCAUUUCCAAGGAUGAGCUUUUAUACAUGUUACGGGAGGACGAACUGGCGAGCGCGAUCCUGGUGGUGCUCGCGAACAAACAGGACAUGGAGGGCUGCAUGAGCGUAACCGAGGUGCACCAGGCGCUCGGCCUCGAGGCGCUCAAGAACCGAACGUUUCAAAUCUUCAAAACGUCCGCCACCAAAGGGGAGGGCCUGGACCAGGCCAUGGACUGGCUGGCGAACGCGCUGCAAUCGCGGAAAUAGCUUCUUUCUCUUUGUAACUUUUUUUUUCUUCAUUUCUUCCGUUCGUGUAUUUCCGUUUUUCCUUGUUUUUUUUUGUAGGCGCGUUUAUUUGAGUUUUUACCGGCCGACCGGCGUUUGUGAGAGAAUGAUGAUUACAAAGAUUAAAACAACAACAGAAACAAAGCAAAACAAACAAAACAGCAUAACUGACGAGGUAGAGAAAGCUUUCCUUUCUCGACCCAUUUAAUAUACAGAUUAAAGUAGAUUCAUAACGUGUGGCAACGUGCGCAAAACGGAAGCAUUAAGCAUUACUUUUGUUUGGUUAGAACAUUGAAUUAGAAUUACUUUGCAUCCACCAUCCGAGAAUAAGAAGCAGAAAAAACAGGAAUUUAACACGAUGGUCCACGACUAAGUUUAGUCAAUCUGUAAAAUUAUGAUUUAAAGUAAAAAAAAAAACACAGAAAACAACAUUUACACAGUCCUUCUUGAGGGUCGUUCAGUUUGCUUGCGCCGAGAGGCAUGCUGCCGUUGAAGGGAAAAGAAGAAGAUGAUUAUUCUUGUCGCAUUAAUUUAAAUUAUCUUAAAAUAAAAGUAAUAUAUACACAAAUAUAUGCAGCGAAAAAAUUA